Dothidotthia symphoricarpi CBS 119687 is the source of this 1621-nucleotide messenger RNA. RefSeq names its product tRNA-splicing endonuclease-like protein subunit sen34. Gene Ontology annotation, molecular function: nucleic acid binding; tRNA-intron lyase activity. The transcript has a single exon. The record is from RefSeq and is a predicted model, not a curated record. Gene Ontology annotation, biological process: tRNA-type intron splice site recognition and cleavage; tRNA splicing, via endonucleolytic cleavage and ligation. Gene Ontology annotation, cellular component: tRNA-intron endonuclease complex. The coding region runs from base 229 to 1257 and encodes 342 amino acids. Lineage: Eukaryota; Fungi; Ascomycota; Dothideomycetes; Pleosporales; Dothidotthiaceae.
AUGAAACCAUACAAGUGAAGGUAAGCAAAUUCGUCCAAUUUUUCUCGCACAACAGCACGGUUCUAUGAUUAAUAACAAUUAAUCUGUCAAUCCCCUGAAGUCACCAUAGAGUGGCUUUUGAUGAUCCAAUAAUUUGUAUUCACACUAUGAUUUACCUCAUACUUGACCUGUUUUCUACCACGUCAAUUGGAAGCGCAAAGCUAACAGAUCUUCGCUUCAGACCUCAUCAUGGCGCCAGCCUCGGCACCAACCCAAGUUACGGAACCUUUUCCUAUUUCCUGCAUUGCGGGUCGCUACCUCCUCUUCGAUGUGGAUGUCGUCUCGCAUUGUCGGCGCAAGCACAACAUGUGCGGCAUGCUUGUCGGCACAAUCCCGAACAUGUCUCAACAGAAUGUCUUCCUGGGUAUUCCACUCGAGCUCAUGCCUGAAGAGGCGAGGGUUCUUGUUGAGAACGGCAACGCAUACGUUGUUGAUGAUGUAGAAGUACAUCGUCAGGGAUUCAUAGAGAUGAGCAGGGAAGACAGACUGAACGCUCUCGAGGAGAUGGAUCGCAGGGGUAUCGAUGCAGCCAAGGAGAGCAUGGAUAAGGCGGAGAGGAAGAAGGACAAGGCGUUGAAGGAGAAGGGGCUGAGGAGAGAAGUGCUAGAGAGACAGAACGUGGGCAGUGUUGCAGAAAAUACCGUGGUCGAUGAGACGUCUGGUACAGAAUCCUCCAGCGAUGCGGGAUCUGACCUUGGCUUCAUUAUGAAGGGAUCAACCUUCUUGGACUCUUCCACUAAGGAAACCCGACCCAGCAUCGAUGCGUCCGCCGCCGAGACAACCCUCUUUGAUUCGAGACCCGCGUCUCCUUCACCGUCUGUCAACAGCACCAAUCUCAAGGGCGUCAAUGUCUCACGCCAAUACGUUACGCCCACGACCUCUUACCCACUCCUAGCGACACCUCCACAAGACACCUCACUUCCACUCCCUCCUGUCCCGGCGAGCUACCCACUCUUCCGCUAUCUGCAUUCUCGCGGCUACUUUCACAUGCCCGGUCUGCGUUUCGGUUGCAACUACUCCGUCUACCCGGGCGAUCCUCUGCGCUACCACAGUCACUUCCUCGCUACGGGCAUGGACUGGGAUCGCGAGUUUGAUCUUCUCGACGUUGUCGGGGGUGGACGUCUGGGCACAGGCACGAAGAAGGCGUAUAUGAUUGGAGGGGGCGACCCGAAGGAUGAGUCGGUUCGUGCGUUCUCGAUCGAGUGGGCGGCGAUGUAGUGGUACUCUUCGCUUGAUGGCAAAGGGAGUGGUAUAUGAUGUUACGAUGAUAUUGGUAGAAAUGAUACCCAAAUCAAGCAAUAACUUAUUAUUUUGCUCCUGUGGUGCGCUCGCUCUAUCUGCGUAAUUUAUUCACUUGCGUCGACGUCUUGUAGUUGUGUUUUCACAACAUUCAAUCCGACAAAAAUUCUCACUACAGCCAUCCGUCGAUACAGUAGUUUUUAUGUAUCCACAUAAAACCUCCCUUCCCUUCCCAGAUUCCCACACAAAAGUCGACGCUCGAUAUCUGCCCCCAUCUCAAGUAUCUGCAUUCCGUACAAUAAACAUGAAUUUCCACAACGACUACUUUCAAGAUUAAUCGAAA